AUGAUCACCAUUGCCCCCCUAUGGGGAAUUACUCUCUUAAUUGCCAUCUUUAUUUAUUCAGUCUUACAUUUCUUCCUCUCACCUUCUAGAAACACCCAUAUAGAACCCCGGCCAUUACCUUACGCGGAAAAACCCCCCCAUGGCGUCUCCUUGAAACGUCUCUGUGAUAUCCUCAACAUCUCGCUCGUCACGUGCUCUCUGACAACUUCAGAUGGUUACACUGUCACCCUUCACAGGCUCAAUUGGCCAUUAUCUAAAUCUUCAUUGUCUUCAUCAUAUCACCCCAAUGACAAAAUACCCGUCCUUUGCAUUCCUGGCCUCCUCCAAUCUCCAAUGGCCUUCUUAUCUGCUGGUUAUGACUCCCUGGCAUAUCUCCUAUUGAAAAAUGGCCAUACCGUUUAUCUCGGUAAUAAUAGAGGAGGCUCAGUAGAUGAUCAUUUAACAGAAAAUUCAUUGUCUAGUUUUUAUUGGAACUUUACAGUAACUGAUAUGGCUCUCGAUAUUGUUGCAAUGGCUCAAUAUAUUGACUCUCCUUUGGCUCUUAUGGGCCAUUCCCAGGGAACUGCACAGAUCCUCCAUUUACUGCAUAACAACUGGUUGGACAAGGACACUUUUAAGAGAUUGAUUCUUCUUGCCCCUGCUUUAUAUGGGGGGGAAAUCCUUGAAAAAUCCAUCUUCUUUAAACUGUUACACACUUUAAAUUGUAACGGUAAGAUAUUUACCUUCUUCUUUGGCCGCUCGGCAUUUAUGCCCAUCCUUAUGGUUCUUCAUAGAUGGACCAAGUCCCUUCCCGGAUAUACGACGGCAUCUUAUAUGGUCUUCCAUGCUCUCUUCCAUUGGAACGACCGCUUAUGGAACGCAUCGUGCAAGAGGGUCCAUUUCCAAGCGUCCCCCGUUUACACAAGCGUAAGAUGUAUCAAAUGGUGGCUUGAUGAGUUUAAAUGCAAUUGCUCCUUCAUUGACGAACGUGUCCCCUUCCCAGCGGAAAUGCCGCCCAUCUUCGCCGUCACUGGAGGAAAAGACACUAUUGUUAAUAACCGUCUCUUUAUGAACCGCAUGCAAAGAGAAGGGGUCUUGUUAGAGAACAUACAUCGGGAUGAGUACUCGCAUCUUGAUGUCCUGUGGAGCAGGGAUCUCUUGGACGUGGUUGGGACUAGACUGCUGGCGUUUCUCGAAGAGUAA
Molecule: messenger RNA, 1182 nt
Organism: Pichia kudriavzevii
Lineage: Eukaryota; Fungi; Ascomycota; Pichiomycetes; Pichiales; Pichiaceae
Exons: 1
Coding region: 1-1182 (393 amino acids)
Source: RefSeq, a predicted model, not a curated record